AUGGUAUCAACACUGAAAAUAGAAAGUUCCUUGAUUGGUUGCAGUGAGUGCCAGCAACUAGCCCACAAUGUGACGGGGGUGCGGCUGACGGGCGGCAGCGGUAAUGGCACGGGGCUGCUACAGAUAUAUUACAAUGGCGAGUGGGUUUCCGUCUACUCCACGUCAACGUCAUACUUUUCACAGAUGGACGCCAAGGUCGCCUGCCGCAUGCUCGGAUAUGAAAACACGGGGAUAGCUUACGUUUUCGGCACAGGUAUCGGGUACCGUCUAUUUACUGCAAACAGCGGUAUUCGGCUGUACAAUCACAGGUUCGGUUGCCAUGGCGACGAGGUGGACUUCGCGCACUGUCCGAACUCGGGCUCAUGGUCCCUCCAGACGAAUCCAUCACUCGGCUUCAACUAUGACGUCGCCAUCACGUGUGGACGCACACAGCUCCGACUCAUGGACGGGGACACAGCGCACUCCGGCAGAGUGGAAGUCAAUAUUAACGGUAAGUGGUCGACGAUAUGUGACAGCAGUUUUGACGACGCGGACGCUAGGGUCGUGUGUGACAUGCUGGGAUACCAUGACACUGGAAUUGCCAAGUCUUUCAAAGGUUCCCAUUUCGGACAGGGCCAAGGGGACGUGGUGUUAACCUCGCUUGCCUGUCGGGGUACGGAGAUGGACAUUCUCAACUGCUCUCCGGGCUGGGGAUCCUCCUGUAACCACAGAAACGAUGCUGGCGUCAACUGCGAUAGCACUGGUAUCCGAUUGGUGGACGGCCCAUCGAACACGUCAGGACGAGUGGAGGUAUUCCAUGGCGGCCAAUGGGGAACUAUCUGCGCAUCCUCAUAUUUCGACCAGCGAGACGUCCAUGUAAUCUGCAGGAUGCUCGGCGUCAACAACCCGAAUGUUUUCGGCUACCCAUACGCGUUUUACGGCGAGGGUAACGGCGUGGUGAUGCUGAGCCAGCUUCGCUGUGACGGCUCAGAGUCGGACAUCGCGCAAUGCCCAUCCUCUGAGUGGACGGUCACCGGCCAUGCACAAACCUCUUCAUGCCUUAACCACGCGUACGACGCUGGUGUGAACUGUGAUGGCGAGACGCAGGUUCGGUUGACGGACGGGGUGUCAGAGGCUUCCGGUCGUCUUGAGAUUUUGCACAACGGACACUGGGGCAGCGUCUCCAGCUCCGGUUUCGACAACCACGACUUAGAGGUCGUCUGUAGAAUGCUGGGCUUUGAACACACUCCGCGAGCGUUCUUCAAGACGGGUGGGUAUUAUGGACAGGGUUUCGGGGAGGUUAUAGCAAGCGGCCUUCAGUGUAACGGCGGGGAAGCGGACAUAGGCCUGUGUGCCGCCACCUGGUGGCCUAAAACCAAGCCCGGUGACCAUAAGCAGGAUGUCGGCAUCAACUGCGAUGGAGUGGUUCCUAUUCGCCUUGCGAAUAUCGGUAGCAGCAGCACGAACGGUUCCGGGAGGGUGGAAGUCCUCCACAACGGGCUGUAUGGCACCGUCUGUAACAACAACUUCGACCGCCUCGACCUAAUCGUCGUUUGUCGCAUGCUGGGCUUUGACAACAUACCUCGGAGCGCGUACUGGCACCCAGCGGGUACAGACCCUGUCGCCCAAGGACUGGGGGAGAUUGUUGUGUCCGACCUGACAUGUAAUGGUAUCGAAUAUUCCAUCGGCCAGUGCGGAGGUCGCUGGCCCGCCUACAGCAGCUGUGACCAUUCUAAGGACGUUUUUGUCAACUGUAACGGAGCGUCUGAAGCGUUGCGGCUGGUGGGCGGCACGAACAAGUACAACGGUCGAGUGGAGAUCCAGCACGCCGGGAACUGGGGGACAAUCUGUGACAGCUCCUUCGACCGCGCAGACGCAGUCGUCAUCUGCAGAAUACUCGGAUUCCAACAGCCGGAGCAAGCAGUUGCGUAUCACAGCGCGCACUUCGGUGCGGCCAACGACACCGUGCCACUGACACUGACGGACCUACAUUGUAACGGAUUGGAGACGAACCUUGGACAGUGUAACCCCACGUGGGCCCCGCAAUACUGUUACCAUAGAAACGACGUCGGCGUCGACUGCUGUCCCCAUUGUCAAGACGGAUCACAAAUUGUCGGCUAAUCCUAGGAUGUCCUGAUAUGUUUUGUGGGUAGUAAAGAAUAAACACAUACACACGAA
Mya arenaria is the source of this 2157-nucleotide messenger RNA. Its product is annotated as deleted in malignant brain tumors 1 protein-like. The transcript is spliced from 15 exons. Lineage: Eukaryota; Metazoa; Mollusca; Bivalvia; Myida; Myidae. Gene Ontology annotation, cellular component: membrane. The coding region runs from base 1 to 2100 and encodes 699 amino acids. The record is from RefSeq and is a predicted model, not a curated record.